AUGGACGUUAUUACGCGACGUAUUUUGAUGAUAGGUCGACCUAUACCUGCAUUGCUCAGAGUUGGAAUAGCGUUUGUGUCACCGUUAAUUGUCGUGGUCAUAUUCUUUACCAGCAUUGUAGAAUAUAUACCGCCAAAAUAUGGCGCAUACACAUAUCCAUCGCUAGCACGAGUUUUAGGAUGGACAAUUGUGACUGUCACAUUGCUACCUAUAUUCAUACAGGCAUUCUAUAUAUUGAGGAAGCCUGGCGGGUCAUUAAUAAAGAAAAUGAAACAUUAUCUAAAGCCGUUAGAUACAUGGGGGCCUUGUGAAGCAGAAAAAGGGGCGGAGUUUCAUGACAAGAAACAUAAAUACAAUAAAAGAUGCUUCAAGGACUUGUUAUACUACAAUGUUUUUGGAGAUUACCCGUCUUCUUCAUCCAUGUUUACGAUAGAAAAUCCAGAACUUGAUCUGUUAAACAACCACGAAGAAAGAAUAUAGUCUUUUAUAUUGCAGAAUGUUCAAAACAUCGCGCAAUCCAUUUAUGUUUUGGUUAUAGUCUGAUGAGAGACGUGAUGGAAAUUUGAUAUUAACCCUUACCCUGCUAAAUGUCUAUAAUGAACUUGUCCAUAUUUCAAUUUGGACAGUACCAUUAACUGUUAAGAGGGGUGCUUAGCAAAACGAUACUGACUGAAUGGAGAACAUUGCAGAUCAUAAUCAAAACUGUACUCAGUAUUUGGAUUUUAUCUUUAAAACUGUACUCAAUAUUUGGAUUUAUUUUUAAAACUGUACUCAAUAUUUGGAUUUAUCUUUAAAACUAUAUUCAAUAUUUGGAUUUAUCUUUAAAACUGUAGUCAAUAUUCGGAUUUAUCUUUAAAACUGUACUAAAUAUUUUGAUUUAUCUUUAAAACUAUACUAAAUAUUUCGAUUUAUCUUUAAAACUAUACUAGAUAUUUCGAUUUAUCUUUCAAACUAUACUAGAUAUUUCGAUUUAUCUUUAAAAACUAAAUAUUUCGAUUUAUCUUUCAAACUAUACUAAAUAUUUCGAUUUAUCUUUCAAACUAUACUAAAUAUUUCGAUUUAUCUUUCAAACUAUACUAAAUAUUUCGAUUUAUCUUUCAAACUAUACUAAAUAUUUCGAUUUAUCUUUCAAACUAUACUAAAUAUUUCGAUUUAUCUUUAAAACUAUACAAAAUAUUUCGAUUUUUGCUCUGAAGAGAUAUCUUUUUAAAUAAUUUUUUCCUUUUAUUUGAAGAAAUUGUUAAUAAAACGCCUACAUGAUGAAAAAUACGGGAUAUUUUUUCUUAGAAGUAAGGACAACGACUGAAAAUAACGUCAAACCACUCCGUUACUUUUUUAACGAACGGUACAAUACAGCAAUAUAAGGAAUCUGGGUCUCCUACAUCAAUACACAUGUCAGGGUUUUUUGUUAGUAUGUCAUAAUGUUUAUGAAGCCAGUUUGGGGAACUGAUGCACUAUGAGGCGAUAAUAAAGUAGCUAAAUUGUAAAGUAUCGUUGACCUCUGUUUCAAAAUGUACAACUUUCGUGUAUUACAAAAACGAAAUAAAUGUUCAGAAAAGUAUUGUGAUUUACAUCACGCCGACACAAUUAUAGGUCGUUCCAGCUUUUGACAAGUACCCAAAGGGCAUAAUUUCACAUUUCACAGGGGUAGAGGGGGAAGGGGGCAACGGUGUGGAACCAUCAACCUUCUGUAAGACACUUGGAAGGCUUCCUCACAUGGAAGAAUUCUACAUUCAAACUGAGGUUUAGAACUUAUAGCGGUAAUGGGGGCAAGUGAGGUUUAAUACUUACAGCAGUAAGAGGUGCAGGUGAACGUUCGGAAUCAAUCAAUGAAGGAGUCCAGCUGUAAAAGGAUUGAACAUCAAACAUACUGUAUGCCCAUAACUUACUUCUUUUUAACUUCACCAAAUACAGUUGGAAAAGUGCUAUGACCAAAAGCCAUACGAAGUUUGUAAAGAACAUUCCCAUAAAAAUCUUGUUUUAAUACCAAAUCUGAGUUACAAUGAUAAAGUGUAACAAAAUAUUAACGCACUCUAUAAAAGCGACAUCCCUGCCGAAGAAGUUUAUUUGUAACAUAUUGAUUACGUUCAUUGAAAUCCUCACCAUGACUACACACUCUGAAAUUCAUUAAAUAAUAUAUAUCCCACAAGAUGUUGCCUGGGUAACAUUCCCAUCCAAAGAUGGGGGAGUGGGUGGUAGAGAUUUACAAUGCAAAAACAAAAGCCAUUGUACCUGUCAUAGUACUCAUCAUGGUUGACAAAGGAUGUUAAGAGUUUUAAAAGUAAAACAACCCAUUAAGGAUGGAAGUAUAACAAUAGAACGAUAUAUUGACUGUAUGGUACGACAGACUUCCAAAGGAUCCUUUGAUUUUGUUAACUAUCAAAAUAGCAGUUUAAGUGCUUUGUGGCGGCGGUAAAAUGUUUCCCCGUACUUCGGCUCAGCGUUGUUAUAUUUUCUGAUCCUUUGGAAUCAUGGAGUCCAUUCAAUGUGUUUAGCUUAAUACGGUGCUAGGGGCGUGAGGGGUGUUGCACAUUUCAUUACCUCUCAUGAACAGACUCCAUCAAACCGAGUAGGCUGUUAUUUUGCUUGGUUGCGUUUUAUGCUUCAAAAGGAUUUUUUCUUACGGGUUUUAAUAUAUAUUUAUUGUCAGUUAAAUUAUCUUUCGCGCCAAUAAAAUAUUUAUACUCUUAUUACGCUUAUGUAGUAGGUAAUAUUCUUUUUAUAUGGAUUCGUUAUCGGCAGAAUGGUGAGACGUAUUGGGACAGAAAUUGAAAUGGAGUCUGUAUAAUUUACAUUUAGGCCUGACUAACCUAAAGGAACCAGCGUGGGAGCCAUCUGGUCUAAUGACGUAAUCGGUGGACAGGUUUUUGAACACUAAUUCUUCACUUGGUACGGUCACAGAGGUUUAAAUUAAAGCAUGUUUUUGUUUAAAUUUGUUUAAAUUUGAUUGUGGAUGUAUUUUUGACAUUUUGGUAGAAAAAAAUGGAGAGAAUAUUGUAUAAGCCAAUUUUAAUAUUAGUAGUACUAUUCCAGGUCACAGCAGUGUGAUUUUGUUGUGAUUUUACAGUAAGCAAAUGUGACAAGAGAAAUCCUUUCUCUUCAUUUUAAGCCAGUUUUAUCACAUUUUCUUAAAUGAGGAAAGGAUUUGUUCUCUAAAACGGGUCUAGCUAUGUUUGGUAGCUCUUUAAAAAAAGUUGUAUAUAGAAUAUAUAGGGAAUACUAUCUAGGGAUGUGUAACCUAUAAUUAAAAAACAAUUUAAUAAAUGUUUUGAUUGUAAGGGAGAUAAAAGAACCUGCUAACUAGAGGAAAUGUAAGAUAUAUAUUCACUACAUUUUACUUUAAACAAAACCAACCGAAUUAUUUUCUUUUCGGAAUGUAGGAAAAUUGCCCCGAAAUAAGACCUUAAAAGUUACUACUCCGUAGCGAAGUUAAAUAACAAACAAAAGAUUAUUAUAGGAAAUGUCAUAACGUUUCAUGUGGCUAAUCUUUGAUAAACAAUUUAAAUCACGAAUGGAAAUAACAACAAUAACAAUAGUAACUAUUUACCAUAUUCUUCAAUCUUUAUUUGAUCAAAUAAAACAUAUACACUGUGACUGGCGUUCAAGUUGAGGUUUAUAAUACUGACCAGCAAUAGAAAUGAUGCAAAACAUAAAGUACGUGGAAAGAUGUCUUGUGAAAUUAAUUCAUGUUAUAUUAAAACCUUUAAAAACAAGAAAGUAGGCCAGUAGGUCACGACUAAGACUGUUCAAGAUGUGUAUUAAAUACUGUAUCAAACAUUAAAUGUGUGGUCCAAAUUUCUUUGCUGUAACUUCAAAAACAAGUAAGUAUGUCAGUAGGUCAGGAGCCGGUUGUUCGAAACUUUAACCGGCUGUUAAGCUAACCGCCAGUUAAAUUUUGAUUCAAAAUACUAGACUUGGUG
Molecule: messenger RNA, 3920 nt
Organism: Mercenaria mercenaria
Lineage: Eukaryota; Metazoa; Mollusca; Bivalvia; Venerida; Veneridae
Product: sodium- and chloride-dependent glycine transporter 1-like
Exons: 3
Coding region: 1-480 (159 amino acids)
Cellular component (GO): membrane
Source: RefSeq, a predicted model, not a curated record